Paramuricea clavata is the source of this 194-nucleotide messenger RNA. NCBI's taxonomy places the organism in Eukaryota, Metazoa, Cnidaria, Anthozoa, Malacalcyonacea, Plexauridae. The record is from the annotation of a GenBank genome assembly.
GACCAGAUGGUCGGACGCGAGCUGUUCAGCUCAGGACGAAAAAUGGCGAGAUAGAAAGACCCGUUCAGCAUCUCUAUCCCCUAGAACUCCAGUGCGACACAAAAGGGAACGCGAACGAACCGAAAAGAGCUGCCGCAGCAGAUGCACGAGCAAAAAUAACCGCCAUAGCAGAAGAUCAAGAAGAAGAUAUGUGA